AGCACCAAGACUCCCGACCUCGAUCCAUUCAACUCUACACUCUUCUAAUAUCUACUUAAGACAGCCCACAACCGCUAGAAUGGUCCGCAUCCUCUCUCUCGCCACUCUGCUGAUCGCCAGCGCCAUUACUACUCAGGCUGCUAUGUUCUGCCAGUGCCUCUUUGGAGAUGGCUCGCACUGCUGCGUUUACUCGGAUCCUCAGAUUGGCAACCUCGACUGCCAGCGCUGGUGCACUAACGCCCACCGCGCUGAUGGUGCGACUAAUCCUCGCAACCCUCUUGAGGUCGGCACCGCCUGCAACUCCAAUGGAAAGUACAGCACUGUCAGUGGCUGGAACGCUCAGUUCCGCACCUCCUGCUACAAGCAGUAGAUCCUUGCCAACUCGAGUCGACAGCGGCUUUUGAUGGAUGGACAGCUAUUAGGGGAUUAUGAUAUAGACUUUGUGACAGCUAUUACGUAGGGGGUUAUGGGAUAGACUUGGUAAUUGCUAUCGAUUGUAUUUUUUGUUGAAGGAAGAUGUGCGAUAGCGCGGAUCUGGUCCGGUAUCGUGUGGUCACAGCAUAUAAACCGGCGACAGUCUCAAUAUAGAAACUGCCCCACCGUCCGUCAUGCUCCC
Molecule: messenger RNA, 616 nt
Organism: Bipolaris sorokiniana ND90Pr
Lineage: Eukaryota; Fungi; Ascomycota; Dothideomycetes; Pleosporales; Pleosporaceae
Exons: 2
Coding region: 80-370 (96 amino acids)
Source: RefSeq, a predicted model, not a curated record